CCUUAUGGGCAAAUUUGCUCCUCUUUAGAGAGUUGUGUUAUGCAGUGUGCAAAGUUCUGAAUGAGGAACUUCAUUCAGAGCAGAUCAGACAGGAGCUGGCUUCUGACCUGGCUGCUGGGGGCGAACAUGAGGAUUCAGCACAGCGUUGCUUCACUUUGGAUGUAACCAGCUUCAGGUGUCCAAAAUGGCAGUAAGCAGCCUGGAUGUGAUCUAUAUCACCAUGGAGUCUGUCAUUGGGAUAUCUGCAGUGGUGGGCAAUGCCUUGGUGAUCUGGGCAGUGAAGCUGAACCCAGCUCUGCAGAAGACCACCUUCUUUUACAUUGUUUCCCUGGCCCUCAGUGACAUUGCCAUGGGGAUCCUUGUCAUGCCACUGGCUGUCGUAGUGAGCCUGGGAGUUGUCACCCAUUUCUACUCCUGCCUGUUCAUGUGCUGCCUCAUGAUGGUCUUCUCUCAUGCCUCCAUCCUGUCUCUCCUGGCCAUCGCAGUCGACAGGUACCUGCGAGUGAAGCUGCCAAUCAGGUACAGGGCAGCCGUCACCAAGAAAAGGAUCCGUGUGACUCUGGGACUCUGCUGGUUUGUGUCUGUGCUGGUGGGGCUGGUCCCCAUGCUGGGGUGGAACCGGCACACGGGCAGCUCCAGCCACAUCGAGUGUCACUAUCUGGCUGUGAUGAGGAUGGAUUAUGUGGUGUAUUUCAGCUUCUUCGCCUGGAUCCUCCUUCCUUUGCUCAUCAUGUGUGCACUCUACGCUGAGAUUUUCUGUAUCAUGUGGGUAAAACUAAGCCCGAGCUCAGCAAGUGGAGAAACAGUUUGUGGGAAGGAAUACGAAAUGGCCAAGUAUCUGGCCCUCAUCCUCUUCUUGUUUGCAGUGUCUUGGCUGCCUCUGGGCAUCCUGAACAGCGUUUCAUACUUCUGCCCCUCCUGCACCAUCUCACAGGCUCUGAUGUACCUGAGCAUCCUGCUGUCUCACUCCAACUCGGUCAUGAACCCCGUUGUCUAUGCCUUCAAAAUCCCGAAGUUCAAACAAACAUAUGCUUUCAUUCUGAGGAAUUACAUCCUGCAUCAGAAGUCAGAGUUGGUUCUUCCUAGCACCCAGCAAACAGAGCUGGGACCAAGCAGCAUCUGA
Messenger RNA from Strigops habroptila (Kakapo), 1123 nucleotides. Its product is annotated as adenosine receptor A3-like. Gene Ontology annotation, cellular component: membrane; dendrite; synapse. The coding region runs from base 185 to 1123 and encodes 312 amino acids. The transcript is spliced from 2 exons. The record is from RefSeq and is a predicted model, not a curated record. Gene Ontology annotation, biological process: G protein-coupled adenosine receptor signaling pathway. Gene Ontology annotation, molecular function: G protein-coupled adenosine receptor activity. Lineage: Eukaryota; Metazoa; Chordata; Aves; Psittaciformes; Psittacidae.